Dimorphilus gyrociliatus is the source of this 3366-nucleotide messenger RNA. The record is from the annotation of a GenBank genome assembly. Lineage: Eukaryota; Metazoa; Annelida; Polychaeta; Dinophilidae.
AGUCAGUCCUUAGUCAGUUUGGUUGAUAUUACGAUGUUUUCCGGUAUAUUGGUUUUAUGUAUAAUCUUAUUUUCUGGUAAAUCUUUAGGUAAGCCUGCCCUAAAAGAUGAUUGGUUUAAAGAAGACGCAGCACCUCAGGAACGACGUGGAUUCCAAUGGAGCGAUAAUUUUCAUCUUAAAGACGUACAAGACCCAGACGAAUUUAAAAAAAUCAGUGAUAAUUUCAAUUCUCUAAUGCCUCCAAGCGAAUUUUCUCAGAUUAGUGAAAAUAUUUUAAAAAAUGCCGAUUCUCUAAGAGGAUUAUUGAAAAAUAAAGACAUUACACCAGCUCAAGAACAGCAACUAAGCGAUUCAGUAAUUAAGAAUAUUGAGAAAAUCCUGGAUGAAGGAGAGAAAUUUGAACCAGAUUUAGCCGCAACAUCAAUCAAUCUUCUAUUACCAAAACAAAUCACCCGAAUGAACAAAGAACAAAUCCUGCAAACUGUUCAGAAUAAUGACUUUGAUCCCGAUCUUGAAACUGUUAUAAAUAUUGGCGAAAGACUUGAAGAAGUAUUGAGAGAUAUUCCUGAGAAGGACUUGUUACCUGAACUUGUAAAGUCUAAAAAUGCUAUCAAAGGUAUCAGCCUUGGAGAUUUAAACGAUUUUGUUAAUAAAAUGGGUAAAAUGGAUAAUGAUGAUCUUGAAAAGUUUGAGGGAGCUAAAAUGAAUCCUCGGCAAGUUGACCUAUUUUUAGAAAAAUGGGAAAGAGAUAUUGAAGUGCCUAAAACUGAAGAAGGCUUAAUGGAAAAUAUUAACAAUAUACCAAAAACCAUGAUUCGUCAGUUGGAUUCUGAUUGGAUAUCGAAAAUCUCUGAGAAUAAUAUUGAACAAUUCUUUGACAAAGUAGCUGAUGCACCUGAAUUGGAAGAGGAAGUGGAACCACUCGAUUUUGAUGAAGAUGUUGAUGAACCAAUGUUCCACGUAAUGGCAGAGACAAUAAAGAGGAAAGGACAUAAAAAUAUAGACAAAGAGCGAAUAAAGAAAUUAGCAAAAUUGAAACUUUUAAACACUGAUGACGUAGACAAAUUUGAAGAUAAUCAGAUAUGCUUCGAUGGUUCAGAUAGAGAAAGCUAUUCAUUCAUGGAUAGUAGUUCGCAAGCAGCAAUUUUUGACAAGUGUGAAAAAAGUUUUGGAAGUCCUAUUGAUGAAAAUGGAAAUCUCAAUGACAAGUAUGGAUCUACGAUAACUGCUCUCGAAAUAGAUAAACUCAAAGAACUGAAUAUUGAGUCUAGCAAUGCUGCGGAUAAUUUCGAAGAGCUUAUGGAAUUUAGUUCAUUUUUAGAACCUGCAAAGGAACAAUAUCUUGCAGAGAGAGCUGAAGAACGAUUGACAUCAGCACGCGGACAAUCUGACUUAUCUUCUAUUUCUACUAUGAAGAAAUACAAAUGUUUAUUUAAGCGAAUGAAUCCACAGAUACUUCUUAACGUCACUAACGAUGGAGUGAGUGAGUUAUGUGAAGAAAUAGCUGAAUGUCUGGUCGAUGAUAUGCCGAAAGUUGUUAUGGAACAGAUUACCAAUGUAUGCCUAUCGACAACAAUGUCAUUAAGGAGGAUCGGAACACUUGGCGUAGGUAUGACAGAGAGCCACGUGAAGAGUAAAAUGACAGAUAAACAGAUAAAGGAGUCUGUUGACGUUUUACAAGAGCGGGCAUUAAAUUGUGAUACCCGCAGGGAAAUUAUCCUUAAGUACAAAGGUAGUAACGGAUACGAUAAAUUUACAAGAGAGGAUGUAAGCAACAUUGGUACACUUAUCCUAAGCUUAAGCGAUGAUGAAAUAGAUAGUUUACCGAACGAAGCUCUAUGCGGCCAAUUCGAUAAAGUAGUUGUUGAAGAAGCCAAAAAACAACUACAAACUCUAACGAAAAGGGAAUAUAAUGGUUUCAGAUUUGGAUACGAAUGUCUGAAUGACGAUAAUAAAUUUGCCAAAGUUUUCGAAAGGAUGAAGUUAGCCGAUGAUUCUACAACUUGUAAUGGAAAAGAAACCAAUGCAACCGCCAGAAGAAAGCGAUCUACUGCAGUCUCGCUCACAUGUGACGAUAUCAGGAAAAUGGGUCAUAAAGCUACUAUGCUAACGCAAGAACAGAUAGCAGCACUAAGCACAAAGGAAUUUAAAGAUUGCAUUUACGUAUUGGGCAAAAUUACUUCGUGGGAAAGAUCGAAACAUUUGAUACCAUUAGUUGAAAAAGCUAAAGAAACUUUGGACACCGAUGUUUCGAAAUGGACUGACAAAAAUAUAGAAGAUCUCGGAAGUAUUGUUUCUGGUCUACAGAGAAGCGACGCAGAUAAACUACGCAUAACUUCACUUGAAGCAGCAAGUUCGGUUGGAAAGCACGGUAGAUGGCAUGACAAUGCCAACUCUUUACAAUCAGCUUUCGAAUCUUUCCUAAAGAAUGCUCGUAAUGAUGAUAUUGGUAAACUAUCUGCUGCAGAUAUUCAGUCAAUAAGCGAACUAAUUUGCGGAGCGGACACAGCUAAAAUACAGACUAUUCCGAGUACUAUCUAUAAGCAGGUAGCAUCUAGCAUAGGGAAAACAACAACUUGCGUGGAUGGUCAAUUGCAAAAAUUUGCUGAGCUAGCAAAAAAAUCUUUCGGUUCCGAAAUAAAGAAAUGGAACUCUGCAACUGUGAAAACUGUAGGGGUUGUUAUAGGGGGUUUAACUAAAACAGAAUUAAGUGAAUUAAGUAAAGAUGGUAUAGCCAGUCUAACUCCCAACAACCUUAAAUCUUUGCCAUACAUGCAAAUAAAUGGCCUAACUUCCCAACAACUACAGUGGUUUACGAUAAACCAGGCUGCAAGUUUGUCUAAAUCUCAAUAUGCAGCACUAGAUAAAGAAAAGAAAGAUAUUAUAUCAUCCAAACUAAGUAGCGUUUUAUCCGAGACAGGAAAAGCCGGAAGCGGAGGUUUUAUUAACAGCUUGAACGAAAGUGGAGCAACGAAUGCCAAAAUUGCUUUUGGAAGUAUUUUAUUAAUGAUUUCUCACAUUUUGAUUCAGAUUUGGGCUUAAAACAAAAUUCAAAAUUAAAUUAAAAGAAAACUUAAAAAGAGUUAAUAUAUCGAUUCUUUACAAUUUUCUUAACACUUGAAUAUCUCUUUCUCUUUCAAUUUUUUGCCUGUUUUUUUUUUAUCCUUUUUUCUUUGCUGUUCCUUUAACACAAAAUGUUUACUUCUCAAUUGACGUAGUGACCGUCUUCUAUCGCCAUCUAUCGUGAAUAUUGUUAAUAAAAAUCUGAAAGAAUAAUUUAUGUUUUAAUUGUGAAAUACAAACUUUCCGAUGAGUUAAAUGUGAAAAUUAUGCAGAAAAAUAAAUAUCACUUGAUUUUAAGUUUAA